Molecule: messenger RNA, 9577 nt
Organism: Branchiostoma belcheri (Belcher's lancelet)
Lineage: Eukaryota; Metazoa; Chordata; Leptocardii; Amphioxiformes; Branchiostomatidae
Product: sodium- and chloride-dependent glycine transporter 1-like
Exons: 12
Coding region: 3365-4870 (501 amino acids)
Biological process (GO): sodium ion transmembrane transport
Cellular component (GO): membrane
Molecular function (GO): L-proline transmembrane transporter activity
Source: RefSeq, a predicted model, not a curated record
AUGUUUACAUGACUUAAUACAUGUGUACAUAACAAUCUUGCACCAGACUCUGUACAUUUGGAAGCCAUCCAACUAUAAAGUGGUAAACAGGAAGUGUGUCUGUCACCUACUAACUCAAGUACUGGGCAAAGCUAUCAUAGGAAUUUGGACUCAUUAAAACAAGGGGUUAAAUUUAAAGCCUUGUACAUGUAUGUAUUUCAUGGACAAAGGCCAUGUACUGGACAUACAUAUAGGCAUUUGUGAUAAUAUGGCAUAUUAAACAUUUCUAGGGGUGUUCAACUUUAAUAAGCACACUUCCAUUUUGCUUCGUGUGAGCACUAGUUAGCAGAAAUUGACAGAUACGAACAAUCUAUGUUCUUGUUGGAAGAAUUGCAAGAUUUUAGAACCCAACAGUUUACUGCAUUUAUAGACAUACCUUGUGAGUUAGACUUACAAAUGUACAGAGCAGUGUUGUGACCACAGUAUUUCAAUCAAACUUCAUAGUUCAAGAGCAAGACCAUAGUUCAGAUCAGAAAACAUCUGCACUUGGUUGUAAAAGGAAACUUUAUCCUGGAGUGAACUGAAUGUCCAAAUAUACACUGAUAGCUGAGGGGUCAGUGUCCUGGGCUGCUGUGUAACUGGAUAGUGUGGAUCAUUCUAGACGGCCUCUAGUCACUGGUAGAUGACUCAGAUUUUCAGGAUUUCAUACGUGUAGAUGUUGACUUUGAAGUGUAUUUAGUUUGUGAUGAAAUUUAAAUGCUUAUGAAACGUGUGAAUUACAAAAUCUGGGCUUUUUCAAAAAGAUUUUAAUAAGUACAUGUAGUAUUAUAUGACAGUAAUACAUUGGCACUCUUUUAUUUUUAUGACAGACAUCUGACACAGAUUUUUAGAAUUUCAUUCAUGUAUUGUUUAAACUGAUCAACUUCUAUCUGGUAAUUAUAUAAAGAGGGCUACUUUAAAUUUAUAUCUCUAAGAUCUACAGUUACAGUACAUGAAGAUUGCCAAUGUAUAAAGAGAACAAAAACAAGAAGCGAUUAUACGCCAAUGAUUCGUUACGUCUUGUUGACAGAAUGUCAGCUGUGACCUUGGAAUGGUGCCAAGGUCAUUCUAUUGACAACAACUGUACUUAAGAUGGUUCUAGAAACUUCCAAGGCAUCUCUUUGCCGAACAGCUGACUGCAAGACUUAGUGUUAUCUUGGCCUUGAGACUUAUUUUUAGCUUUCGCUAAUCACUAUGUGCUGAUGGUUCAGGCUUCAAGUUGAAAACAAAAUGGCACAUUCAAUUAUUACUGUAGCAUAUUAUUCGUUAAGACUUGAGUGGCAAGUGUUAGUCAAGACUUUUAGAGAAAGAAGUUCAGAGGUUGCGUUCUAUAGGUAGGGUCAAUGCAUUAGAAGGGUAAAACUUGGGCAAGUAAAGAAAAUUUUGAUGAAUUUCUGGUCUCUAACAUAUUCCACACAUUUUAAAUCGUGUUAGUCAAGACUUUAAGAUCAGAGAAAGAAGUUCAGAGGUUGUGUUCUAUAGGUUCUAUAGGUAGGGUCAGUCUUGGAAGGGUAAAAGUUAGCCAUUAAAGUAAAGCAAAUUUUGAUUAAUUUCUGGUCAGUAACAUCAUACACAUUUUAAAUGGACAGAAUGGUUCUCCAUCGCUGCACCACUUGGGGACACCCCUGUUAUGAGUGCCAAGUUCGGAGUUGUUGACAGAAUCUCAGCUUUAAGCCCUGGAACAAAGCCAAGUUGGUGUCAGAGACAGCACAGGAAAGAGUGAUUGCAUCAGGGCGAGGUGUUAACUCAGGGUGUGCGGCUGCUCUGAGGAUGCAGAUUUAUAUGUACAUAUCUGACCUCUUUGGUGCUAUGUAAUGCUUCAUCCUGGAGCCAAAACUACAUGUGACAAUGAUAUUGGCACCGAAGAGUGGAACUUGUUUCCACUAAGAACAGUAGGGGCAUCUUCACUAGAACUAGCUUUGAACAAGGUAUAGAUUUAGAUGUAGCUAUGAUGGCUGCAGGUUGUUGAGUGUAAUAUGACCAACUGCAGCUGGUGUGUUAUACCGAAGGGUGGUUAUACGGGCAAUACAAGACAGAUACACAAGCUGGUGUGUUGUGCCAAAGGGAAGCUGUGCAGAUAUUAAAAGUCAGGGUAGGUUGCUGGGUGGGGGAGAUGUUUUUCCAAAGGGUGUGAGCAGCUAGAAUGACACUCCAGACUACAUGAAGGGUGUUCAGAUACUGGGUUACAUGUGUGUAGGUCAGUUUUUGGAAGGCUGGGUCAGUAGAGAAAAAGUGAGACGUGUAGGCUAUACCAUAGCGAAGGUUCUGGAAGAUUUUAAAAAUAAACGGGCAGACAUUUUGAUAAAAACACCCCGAAGGUCAGCAAUACUCAAAAGCUUUUCAAAUUUGAAAGGUUUUGUUAUCACAAAUGGAGAGCAAAGUUGAAUAAGUCAGCUGCAGACUUGAAAGACAAUGUACCCUGAAAUAAAUUCUUACUAGCAUGGCAAAGGUCAUAUUAACUUAUUCAGAAUCAGUCGAAACACUUGAAUUGGUAUAAGAGGUAUGUAGGUUUCCACUACAAAAGUGGAAAGAAAAAGGGAAGUAAAAUUGAGUACCGUGUUAGAGUUUAAAAUUGCUCUGAAAUAAAAGAAAAACAGAAAAAGGAAGUGUCACAGUGCUUGAGUAUUGAACCCACAAAAGUGCCCUUAAAUUUGAGAAACAGAAAGGAGAGAAUGAGCAAGUUGAGUGCCAAAAGGGUUGGGCAUUGAACUCCCAAAAGUGCUCCGAAUUGAAAAGAAAAAGAAAGGAAAGUGAGAGAAAAGCAAAGUUGAUUGCCAGAAGGGUUGUUGGUUGUACCCUGAAAUAGAUUCUUUGUAAACUGUUCUACAACCAAGAAAGAUUACUUUAAAAUAAAAGAAAAAAAUGGAAAUUGAGUACCAUAUUGGUUGAGCAUUGAACACAUAAAAUUGUUCUAAAAAAGAUGAACAAACAUGAAAGAAAAGCUCAGUGCCUAAUGGUUUGAGCAUGAACUCCCAAAAGUGCUCUGAAUAGAAAAGAAAGAGAAAGGAAAGUGAGAGAACAGUAAAGUUGAUUUGCCAGAAGGGUUGAUGGUUGAAUGGCGGCGGCAAGCAUUAGGACCAUGGCACGUGUGGUCGUGGACUCUCGAGUGUGAUGCAGAAUCGAAUGUUUCUCCACAAUCUCACUGAUCGUAUCCUCUGUGUGGCUGUGUCCAUAUAUAGGUGUGAUACUACAUUUCUAGGAGAGACCCUACUAUCUAACCCACACAGGGCCUAACUUUAGGCCCCUGGACUACGUAGCUCCAAGCCAAGCCGCUCUGCUUCUGCUGUUGCAGUGGUGGAGAGGACCAUAACAGCAUGAAGGAUGAAGGGUGAACAUAUAACAUGUGAUGCCAAUGUGUACUACAGGUACAGGAAUCGGCUAUGGCAUGGUGGUAGUGUCAGGCCUGGUCUGUAUUUACUACAACGUUAUAAUCGCCUGGACCCUGCACUUCCUCUUCUCCUCCUUCACGUCGGCUCUGCCCUGGGCCAGCUGUGACAACCCCUGGAACACGGAGAACUGCACCCUCGCCGCUAACCACUCUGCACUGGAGGAGAACGUCACACGUAUCUCACCUACACAGGAGUACUGGAAUAACCGUGUUCUGGGCAUCUCGGCCGGUAUCGAGGAGACGGGGACGGUUCAGUGGGAGCUGGCGCUAUGCCUGCUGGGAGCCUGGGUCGUCGUCUUCUUCUGCCUCUUCAAGGGCAUCAAGUCAUCUGGAAAGGUUGUGUACUUCACUGCCACGUUCCCCUACAUGAUGCUGAUAGUUCUGUUCCUGCGCGGGGUUACCCUGGAGGGUGCUGGGAAGGGUCUGGUGUACUACCUGACUCCUGACUUCAGCCGCCUGGCCGACUCUCAGGUGUGGUAUGACGCUGCCUCCCAGAUCUUCUACUCUCUGGGGAUUGCUUUCGGCGGGACCCAAGUCAUGGCCAGCUACAACAAGUUCAACAACAACACUCACAGGGAUUCUGUGUUCAUCGCGCUGAGUAACUGCUGCACCAGUGUGUUUGCCGGUGUUGUUGUGUUCUCCAUCCUGGGCCACAUGGCUCACAAGCUGGACAUGGACGUCAAGGAUGUGGUCGCAAACGGCCCUGGCCUUGUGUUUGUUGCGUACCCCGAGGCCCUGACUCUGCUGCCGGUCGCCCCACUCUGGUCCGUCCUGUUCUUCUUCAUGAUCUUCACUGUAGGACUCGACACUCAGUUUGUGAUGCUUGAGACCUGCAUUACUGGCAUCUGUGACGAGUUUCCCCACAUCAUGCAGAAGUACAAGACAUGGGUGCUGCUGGUCGUGUCUGUCGCCAUGUACCUCCUCGGACUCACCUGUGUCACCAACGCCGGCAUGUACUGGCUGAACCUGAUGGACUGGUACUCAGCUGGCUUCUCCCUGAUGGUCCUGGCUUUCUUCAUGUGUGUGGCCAUCUCAUGGGUGUACGGAUUCCAGCGCUUCUGCAAGAACGUUCAGGAGAUGAUCGGCUACCAGCCCAACUACUACUUCAAGAUCUGCUGGGCUGUCAUCUCUCCCAUGGUCCUACUGUUCAUUGUAGUGUUCAGCAUGGUGGUGCACGUGCCUGCGUACUACGGAGACUACCAGUACCCCGGCUGGGCCAUCUGUAUCGGCUGGUUCAUGGCUCUGCUGUCCAUCAUUAUGGUGCCCCUGUUUGCGGUUCUCGCCAUCCUCAAGGCCAAGGGCAGCUUCAUGGAACGGCUACGCUAUGCCUGUGAGUCCUCAGACGACUGGGGUCCCGCCCUGGUGAGCACCAGCAGUGCAGAGUCCUCACAGUCGGAACCGGAGAAGAAAGUUCCCCUCCAGGACACAGAAGGAACAGGCAACUCCUACAUCUCCACCAUCUAGCAGGCCAACCCUUAAAACCCGCCUAACACAGGGCUCUAGCCGGCAACCAGUUUUUCCUCAAUCCCAGGGACUUUGUGGCGUUUGCUGGAAAAAUUCUUAAACCAAACCGUCAACUUCCUUCUUCGGUCAUCCUCGUCAUAAGGUGUAGCAGGAGAAGUUCUGUUUUCGGUUCUGUUUGUCAGUCAAUGCAGACAGAAGUUCAGGUCCUUCUAAACCAGUUUCAGAUUCUAUGAGUCUUUGAGAGUUGUGGUUAGAAGACCGAUCCUCCUUUUCACAUCCGGAGUCUGUCAACUUUGAUGGACAAAAUUGACAAAAAUUUUGGGUAGAAAUAUAAAAAACGUCCAAAGGACCACCAACAAUCACUCUUAUUCCCAUGAUUUGCCUCUCAAAAUGUGGGAAAUUGCAUUUUUAAAGGCUUGGAAAUCCAAAAAUUUGUCCCCGGACCUCCAAAAUUGCGAGCACUCUUCCCCCAAGUCCGAUGACCAAGUCCAACCUGGGUUGACGGAAAAAGAUUUAGAGCUGGCUAGAGCCCUGGCCUAACACCUGUGAAAAGAAGUACCUUACUCCUGAUAUUACUAUUUGAGGAUAAUAUAUUGCCUAGUUGAUAAGGAUGUUCAGAUUUGCCUACUGUAGAGAGUGUGUUUGGAUGGGUGUGAAAGCAGACACUUGGCUUCAAGAAUGCCCCCCACCCCCACCCCAAAAAAUGUUAUUGGACCCAAAACAGAAACCUUUUCAGUACUAUUGGUGCUGUUUUCUCUGCAACAGUUUAGAAGUGAGCACUUAAGACUUCAAAACCUUUCAAAGGGACUCAGGAUGUGUUCAUACCAAUUUGGACAGCCUAAAGAAUGCCCCCCACCCCCACCCCCAAAAAAUUGUUAUUGGACCCAAAAACGGAAACCAUUUUCAGUACUAGCGGUGCUGUUUUUCUCUGCAACAGUGAACACUUAACUGUUCGCAAACCUUUCAAAGGGACUCAGGCUGUGUUCAUACCAAUUUGGAUAGCCUAAAGUUACUUACAAAUACUGGAUACUACUACUACCACAUGUACCAGAGUCUAUACAAAACAAUAUUUUACAUUUGGAUAGUCUACAAAGACUGGAUACUACUUCCACAGUCUGCAAAACAGUGUUUUUCUUAAAGUCUCUCCCUGUCCCCUAAUAAGGAAGGCAUGAAAUGUCUGCUUGGUCGUUGUGUAGUCGUGGAAGCCGCUCUGCUCACUUCUGGUUCACCUUGAACUUGUAAGUUCCGAACCCCCCAUAUUGGGGUGACCCUUGGGUAGGGUGUCGUCCAGAGAUUGUUCGUUUCAUGUACAUUAGUUCCUGAUUUUUGUUUAUGGUACAGUAACUGUUAUGUACACUGUUUUCAGUGUACAGUGAGCUAAUAUCAUUACAGUUAACAAAUGAUUCCAUGGACUUUCUUUUUCCUGCUCCUGUCGCCACUGUGAAUAGACAGUUCAAUGAACAUGUCCAUUUUUCUCAGACCGUAAACUUUUGCUACCAUGAACAUAAAGUGAAUUACAGUACUUCAGAAAAAAAACUUCUCAAGGCUCUGCUGAGAAACUUAGAGAUUCCCACAUUCCUGUCAUUUUGGGCUUUGCAGCAGAAGUUAAAGAUGAUGGAGAAACUAAGAGAAUGUACAGUUUGGACCUACAGUACUUUUUUGUGAAAAUAGUCAAACCUUGUUUGCACAGUGAUGAGACUUGGCUUUCAUUACUAAAGCAUUUUGAGCAUUUCCAAUCCGGUAAACUUGUUCGAAGACAAGUUUUGCGCUUCUCGGUUUUAAGAAACUCACAAACGAGCAAGAAAUUUUUUUAUGCUUGCAACACUUCAGUGAGUUCUUCGAAGCAUGUUCCUACACUUGUCCUGGACGGCACCCUCCCCAAGCCUCUAUCUGCGUACUACAGAAAUAGCCUUUAUUUUGUGGAAAGUGUACCUCACUAGAACCAACCCUUAAGGUUAAUUAGCUGGGUGUGUUUAAGAGCACUUAACGGCACAUAAUUAAGUAAUAGGGAAAUGAAACAAAACCAGGGUCCAAAUGUUAAGUAUUAAAUAAGGGUGUUUGAGUGUGUGAUGUGGUUGUGACAGGAAAACACGUAAAUCUUGGAUGUUUUUUGUAAGGAAAUUACAUGUACUUGAGGAUGACCUGUAUAUGAUAAUUAUGCCUGUUUCGCUGCAUACAUGACCACAGUCGUGGAUUGCCAUAACAUCUUCUCUAUGAAGCUUAUAUUUUUUCGUAUCACAAUCAGCACGAAUCAUGGAAAUGGCAUCGGAAGUUUCUACUAGCUCGUGACAGAAUAGUAACAAAAGUAUGUUCCUUUGCCGCCAACAUUCAACUGAUUUGUUGGGAAAGCAACAGAAAAUGCACUUGUCGAAAGCAGAAUAUUGCCAUUAUUUAUUUUUCUGCUUAACAGCUUGCUUUCUAGUUAUGUGAUGUGGAAAAGCUAGAUGCUUGCGAGCUUAAGAUUAGUGAUUAAAAGUGGAACUACUGUAUACUACAUCAUUGCAGAAUGUCUUGCACUUAUGCGGAAUGAUUGUCAGUAGUAGUUCCUUACCUCAUAUGGAGCAAUAAUAUAACACCAAGGCUUUGUACAUGUACAUUGUAUUUAGAUGCAACCCUUUGUACAUGUACUUUAUGUGGUUGCAAAUCGGCUGCAUUUUUGCUCUAUGAGGGUUUAUGCAGCCUGUCGCUGUGCCAUAACUGCAUUAUGUAUUAAUUACUGUAUAUAUACGUGGGACUUGCCCCAUGUUUGACAUGUGGUCUGCAUUUUGUACUUUUAAGAUGAGCCCGUCAAUGUGUAGCAUGGAAGGUUCAUCUGUGUAAAGCUUUAGCUGCUUGCUGCAACUUGUCUUGGAACAAAUCCUGAACACAAAAGCACUUGGUUGCACCCAAAAUUUUUAUAACCUUUGCAAAACAAUGAGUCGAUCUGUUGCUAUUUUGUAUUUGUUUCGUUAUUUAUUUAUCUAUCUGUCAAUCCACCAUGCACAUUGUGCAAAUAACACAUGGGUAUAGCAGUGGCACAUCUGUUCCAAGUAUGAGUGUUGGAAGAUGCAGUUCAGGAUUUGAUCCAAAAGGGGCCAACGCUCUGUAACAAAUUGUUUGUAACCACUUUCUGUUGCAACUUAGUCCACCAUGGAUAGUAUGGCUACGUCUUUGCAGUGUCCAUCGUCAGCUUUAGCUGCUUUGUUGUAGCCUCCACCAGGUUUUCUUGGGGCACAGAUUGUAGAAUUUCGUAAAAAAAAGGGGAAUAGUCUGCCAGAAGAGUCAGUCUCUAUGGUGGCUAAACUCCCAUAGUCAAUUAUUCUCCCUAUUGGCUAAAUUUUACUUUUUUUGAACCCACUUUGUUAGCCUGGUGGAGACUAGCUUUGUGAAAUGUGUCUUCUGUGUUUUGCGUAACUCUCCGUCUUUUGUUUUCCCUGCUGUGUUUCUUUCUGUGUGUCUCGCCCUUCCCUUCCCUCGUCACCAACAGGGCAGAAGGAGAGGUUGGUCCCGCGAAGUUGGUCCGGUCACCAGAGAGAGCGUUACCGAGUGGCCAUCGAGGCUUACAUCUGACCUCGUCUGUAACCCAAACUCUCUGUCCAGAGUCCCUUGCAAGCAACUUGUGACUCUUUGUUGUCUACGAUGUCUUGUCUUCUUUACUUCCCUACUUCUUUACACCCUUAGCCUUCUGAAGGUUAAUCCUAAGUACUCCACCUUUUUACCUCACGGUUUCGCAGGGUUAACCAUUUGCUUAACGUUGACCCUUCCGUGCCAUGUCUAUCUGUAGUGUGUUAGUUACUAGUAGUUUUGCUGCUAUCCUCUUUGCAUCCGUAAGUAAAAGCACGGCCCAUUGCUGGACAUUGGCGUUGUAGUAGUUUUGGACACUUUUAUGCAGAUGUACACAUUUGUUGCUUUACCGCUGUUGCCAAAGUUUGUCUCGGUUGCAGAUACUUGUCACAUGGACAGAUGUAUCAAAGAGGAUUUGCUGUAUUUUUUCUUAUUUUAUUAUUAAGUUUGCAUUUUUGUAUGUCGUAGGCAGCUUUCAGUGUAAAGAAUUUACCUCUGCAUCCACUCCAUUGUAAAGCUUUUGAUAAGGAAUAUGUGCUUAAGUACAGUUUUAGGAGAAGUCCAAGAAUCUUGUCCAUAUUCAAUAUGCUGGAAAAAUAAGUUGUGAUGUAAAACACCAAAAAAAUCAAGAAUUGUGAUUGUAGAGUGUACAAUUCCCAUUUCUGAAAUUGAUGCAGGUACGACUGCAUGGCCUUAUAGUAACGAUGGUGGAUGAUUAUACUCAAGGAAAAUUUCUAUCUUUAAGUAAGGCAGGUGUUUGUAUAUAUAUUGAAAGAUUCUACCUUUAAGAAUUGUGCUGAAGGUACCAAAGUUUGGUCACUUGGUCCUUGUCUUACAAAAUUGUCUUUGUGACUUAAGGUUCUGAUUGAGAUUCUGACAAGAAAAGGGAUCAAGAACCAAGUGACAGACUUUGUGUUGCCCUUAGGAAGAAUUUAAGAAGUGAAUUGUACUUAAAACAUUCUCUGGUGUUGCAAGCUCUAGAUCAAGUAUGUUGCUUACCUUGUUAUGUAUUACUGCUCAAUGCUUUGCUAGUGGAAGCUAUUAUAGUGUAUAUGUUGGCUAAAAAGUUUAUUUUUGAAUGCAUGGCAAGUCUGAGUCUUUCUGUAACAGGCACCAUUUCUAUGAUCAGUGGUAAAAAGGGUUCUCUGUGGAUGGAUUGUAAAA